Aspergillus terreus NIH2624 is the source of this 1773-nucleotide messenger RNA. RefSeq lists its product as uncharacterized. The record is from RefSeq and is a predicted model, not a curated record. Lineage: Eukaryota; Fungi; Ascomycota; Eurotiomycetes; Eurotiales; Aspergillaceae. The transcript is spliced from 5 exons. Gene Ontology annotation, biological process: transmembrane transport. Gene Ontology annotation, molecular function: transmembrane transporter activity. The coding region runs from base 1 to 1773 and encodes 590 amino acids.
AUGCCAGACGUACCUGCCACUAUACCCCUGCGGAGGGUCUCAGAAUCCUCCGCAUCCAACGACAAUGAACCGAGCUCUAAGGAGCCCUCAAUAUCCAACGACCGAAAUGUGACCUUGUCGCAGUCUAGUACCUCAUUGGAAGAUAAUAAAACAGCGGGAGAUGAAAAAGCACCCGUUCAUCAAGAGAUGGAACAGGACGACGUGAAUACGCAAGAUGUUUCCGGCAGCCAGGAGGCACCCGGCACCACAGAUGAGAGCGAGUAUAUCUCCGGGAUGAAGCGAUAUUCCCUUAUGGCAUCAUUAGUCUUGUGUUUCUUUUUGAUUAUGCUCGACAUAGCGAUUGUUUCAACGUUCCAAAAAUCACCAGCCAGUUCCACUCGCUCGGAGAUGUGGGCUGGUAUGGUAGUGCAUACCAACUAUCAUGCUCGUCAGUACACCUUUCUCGCUUACUUCGGAAUCUUCGAGUUGGGUUCGCUUCUCUGCGCUGUGGCUGUCUCGUCCAAAAUGCUCAUCGUGGGGAGAGCUGUCGCUGGGAUAGGAAGCUCUGGUCUCCUCAAUGGCGGUCUUACCAUUGCCUCUGCGGCCGUCCCCUUACACCAACGACCCAAGUAUUUCGGCAUUAUGAUGGGCAUAUCUCAGAUGGGGAUCGUCUGUGGACCGCUCCUGGGCGGAGCGUUCACUUCGUAUGUCACUUGGCGAUGGUGUUUCUAUAUCAACCUCCCGAUCGGCGCCGUCGUCGCUGUCCUGCUAUGGAUUGUCGAAAUUCCCUCCACGGUCAAACCACGGGCUCUGUCGGUGUUGGAAAUCAUCAGAACCAAGCUCGAUCUCUUUGGGUUCGUGCUCUUUGCCCCAGCAGCGAUCCAGUUCUUCCUCGCGCUGGACGAGGGGGGCCGACAGUACGCAUGGAAUAGCUCAGUGAUCAUUGGCCUCUUCUGUGGUGCCGGGGCAAUGAUCAUCCUGUUUGUCAUCUGGGAAUGGCGCCAAGGCGACAAUGCAAUGAUCCCCUUUUCGGUCAUCAAGCUCCUCCCAGUUUGGUCGUCCUGUGUGGCGAUGAUGCUCUUCUUUGGGUGUCUUCAGAUGACGGCUUACUAUCUUCCCAUCUAUUUCCAGACCGUGAAGCUGGCCACGCCAAUGCUGAGUGGGGUGUAUACUCUACCGAAUAUCCUCGGCCAGCUCAUAUUUGCCGUGAUAGGUGGGAUAGGCAUCGGUCGGCUGGGUUACUAUCUCCCAUUUAUACUUGCCAGCUCCAUUCUCAUGUCCAUCGCCAACGGUCUUCUGUCGACACUGUCGCCCAGCACCUCCACAGCGAAAUGGGUAGGGUAUCAGAUCCUCCUCGGUGUCGGCCGCGGCCUCGGGACGCAAACCAGCAUUAUCGCCGUUCAGAACACCAUCGCCCCUGCCAUGAUCCCCGUCGCUAUGGCCAUGAUAUCAUUCAGCCAGACGUUCGGCGGCUCGAUCUACCUAGCUAUUGCCCAGACUAUUCUCACCAACAGCCUGUCGAGCGCCCUUAAGAAGCACCCAGACAUCGAUGUGGCAGCUGUGAUUGCGGCCGGGGCCUCCCCGUCCGGUGUUGUACAGGCUGCCGAUGGCGAUCCGGCAAAACUAGCAAAGAUUCUGGCCGCGUACGCGAAGAGUGUGGAUAACACUUUUUAUCUGGCAGCCGGCUCGACGGCGUUGAUUUUCUUUGUUGCCUGGGGCAUGGGCAUGAAAGAUAUUCGUAAAAAGGACAAGACGAUUGAGCCAAACGCGGACGAAGAGAAGGGGACUGUUUAG